Molecule: messenger RNA, 903 nt
Organism: Hydractinia symbiolongicarpus
Lineage: Eukaryota; Metazoa; Cnidaria; Hydrozoa; Anthoathecata; Hydractiniidae
Product: allatostatin-A receptor-like
Exons: 1
Coding region: 1-903 (300 amino acids)
Cellular component (GO): membrane
Source: RefSeq, a predicted model, not a curated record
AUGGCGGCUGUUUCUGAUGUCUUACCACUGGUAAUAUCGCUUAUGCUUCUUAUUGCAUCAAUUCUACUCAACAGCAUGGGUGUUUACUUACUUAGCAACUAUGGUAACAAAACAAGUAAUCAACGAAUAAUUAUGAUUCACUUGAGCGGAACAGAACUUGCUCUGGCGACAACAGAGAUAGUCUAUUGGUCUUUUGUGUGGGCUGGACACGAAGAAGAAACAUCCGCCAUCUUGCAAUCUAUUGUUAUUAUAAACGCGGGAAUAUUUGGAACGUACUAUCUCGUACUCAUUGCUCUUACUUUAGACCGACUUUUAGCAAGCGUUUUGACUAUAAGACAUCUCACGAUCUGCUCGAAACCACGAGUGAUUAAAGCACUUUUGGUAGCCUGGGUAUUAGGUUUGACUUCGUCUGUACCAUUUUUCAUAGUCGAGUUUGAAAACAUUUACGAUAUCUACUAUAAAGUAAAUUUCCUUUGUUUGGACACGAUAUUUCUGUCAUGCGCCAUUAUAACAUAUUCAUAUAUCCUGGCUCAGAUUCUUAAAAGACGACGAAAAUUACGUGACCAAGCUUUGUCGUCGACAAAUCAUUCGAUCAGUUUAACAGGUCAAUCACAAUACUACAAAGUUACGACAUUUAUUAUCGUGUCUUUUAUAUUCUUAGUCGCGAUUCCCGACAUCGUAUAUAUUCAUCGGUUUAUUAUCACGGAAGUCGGUUCAACGAUUGAAGAGAGUAUUAUCGAAAUCGUUUGGCAGCUCAAUUUUUUGGUUGAUCCAGUGAUUUAUAUAUUUUGCCAGAAAACUUUGAUAAAAGGUUUCUUCAAAACCUUGCGCAAACUUGGAUGGAAACGACAAAGUCAACGAAUUGGCACCGAGAUAACUACAAUACGAGGUUCGGCGUGUUAA